Cydia pomonella (codling moth) is the source of this 1557-nucleotide messenger RNA. RefSeq lists its product as uncharacterized. Gene Ontology annotation, molecular function: phosphatidylinositol bisphosphate binding. Lineage: Eukaryota; Metazoa; Arthropoda; Insecta; Lepidoptera; Tortricidae. The transcript has 7 exons. Gene Ontology annotation, cellular component: membrane. The record is from RefSeq and is a predicted model, not a curated record. Bases 179 to 1141 code for a protein of 320 amino acids.
ACAAUCUUUAAACGGUAUCAAGUUGAGAGGUCAAGACAACAAUGAUUGCAUUUGCCUACUUCCACUUCUAAACAUAUCGUUUUCUCUACCGGUAAACGUGAUACGUCUUUAUGGGAAUAACUAUAUAGUCAACGUGUGACUAAUCGAAUCAAGAAUUUAAGAACUUUAUUCGUGCACAAUGGAAAUAAAAGUCAUUGAAAAAUUGCCUACCGACGGAUAUUUUAAAUUCAAACAAGAUCAACUUAAUAUUGUGAGAAAAGUAUGUAAUAUGGAGGACCCUGAAAGGAUAAAACAAGGUGUAGAUAUAUUGAAAGAUUGGUUACAGAAGCAGGAAUACUUUAAUAAAAAGGAUUACUCAAAUACCUUCUUCGAAAAACUGUUGGCCAUCACAAAAGGAUCCGUGGAGCGCGCAAAAUCCCGCUACGAGAAGCAUUGCAGUUUGAAAACAAUUUGGCCGCAAUAUUUUACCCCUACUGACAUCAAUUUAGUCAGAAACGAUUUGGAAGUAUACAAAAGCAUAUUUCUACCCGACGUGACCGAGGAGGGUUGCAGAGUGUCUUUAUUCAGAAUCAGUGAUGACGCAAAACUGACUGCUGAUCUACUUAUACGCUUCACCAAAUUAGCCGUUAGUAUGUGUGAAUAUGCCCUUGCGCACGACUAUCCAAAUGGAUUUGUAAUUAUUUUGGAUUACCGGUUUAUUAAUUUAUUAGAAUUAAUAGCAUUUGCUACUCGGCAUUUUACCCUACUUCAGCACUGUAUAACAAUAACAUUGGAAGGUUACGGAAUGCGAGUAAAAGGUAUUCACCUGGUAACCGUAUCAAAAUCGGCGGAUGCCUUAGUAACCUUUUUGAAACAACUGCUUACCGCAAAAGUGGCUAGUCGUAUACACGUACACAAAGACAUGGAAUCCUUAUUUGCCCAUGUCCCUAAAAAUAUUUUGCCUGUUGAUUUGGGUGGCGAAGGUCUGCCUUUGAUUGAAAUUCAGGAAAUUUUCCUCCAGGCGCUUUGCACAAAGGAGCACAGAGAAUGGAUGAAAGAAGCUCAACGCGCCACAAUCAACGAGUCUAAGAAACCGAAAGAUCACUUCAACGAAGAUUCCAUCGGCAUGCCAGGAUCGUUCAGGACGUUGAGCUUAGAUUAAUAAAACUACAGGCCAAUUCGAUCGUACACUGAUAUCAAACAGACAUGUAAAUGAUGCAUUUAGUUAUCGUACUAUUCGCUCGUAAUUUUCUCAUACUUCGCUAGUACAUCAUUCAGAUAUUAUUCUGAUGUUACGAGUAGUGUACGUUCGAAUUGUCCUAUUAGUGUUUAAAAUUACCUAUUGGGGAAAAAAAGGAAAUAAGACAUUAGUAGUUACUUCGAAAAAUAUAAGCAUUGUAUUUUUUAUUAUUUUAUGCCUAAGCAAUUCAAGGUAUAGGCCUAGGAGCGUACACUAUCACCAAGAUCAUAUUUGAGUCAUGUUAUGUAGUUAUCGUGCGUUAAAAUUGGCCUGAAGACCAAAAUGUUUUAGCGUGAACGAUCGUCAAGGUCGUAUCAUGGCCGAAAAGCGCGGGGAAG